This is a messenger RNA of Hyaloscypha bicolor E, 633 nucleotides long. RefSeq lists its product as uncharacterized. Lineage: Eukaryota; Fungi; Ascomycota; Leotiomycetes; Helotiales; Hyaloscyphaceae. The coding region runs from base 1 to 633 and encodes 210 amino acids. The transcript is spliced from 3 exons. The record is from RefSeq and is a predicted model, not a curated record.
AUGCUUUGGGGGCCUGGUGAUGAUCAAUCGCUUAUGGCUGAGCCGAGGCCGAGUACCCUCCACUUGAGCGGCCAUAUCAUCUACAACUGGAAGAUGUGUGGCCAUUGUUGGCAACAGAUUUUCAAUUACGCCCCCAAAGGCUGUGUGUCCAAGCAGAUCUCAAAGAUCUACAAUGCAGACACGGUGCAGAUUCAACAGCUGAGGUGCGCAAAACAGAAUGGGGUUUCCAGCUGGACGUUCUCGCGAGGGAGGCGAAAUGUCAUAAACGCCGCUGCGGUACUGGCUGGCAUGCUGCACUGUCAGAUAAUUGCUUUUCGGUUCCUGAUUGUGGAAAUCUUCUUCUGGCCCAGGGAUAACGCAGCGUUCCUCGAUGUCUCUGCGUGGGAAUACUGUAGAUCCAAUGGGCGGCUAGGAGUCCUCGACACAGGCUUUUGUUCUGUUCGGGAAAGGGGGCCGCCCAGCCAGCCUAACAACGCAUCAACCCGCAGGCCGCUUUCAAAGGUUCUCUUCUCGUUCUCCCUGCACGUUGCGGCCAACCAUAUCUCUGUCGCUCAAGCCCAGAUUGAGCUAAUGAUUCCCAGUGCAUGGAAAUCACCCAAAGCGUCCGUUUCUGGGUCGAACAUGCAUGUUUGA